Carica papaya (papaya) is the source of this 1800-nucleotide messenger RNA. RefSeq names its product protein IQ-DOMAIN 2-like. Gene Ontology annotation, molecular function: protein binding. The record is from RefSeq and is a predicted model, not a curated record. Lineage: Eukaryota; Viridiplantae; Streptophyta; Magnoliopsida; Brassicales; Caricaceae.
CUCUUGUACAUACAAGGAAGAGGAAGAAGAAGGAAAAUGAGGGAGAUGUAAGAUCUUUUCAAGUGAAAGAAGCAGCUCUCUUGAGAUCUGCCCUUCCCACUUAGCUUCCAGACACUUAUCUUUUACUUUCUCUCUUUCUGAAGGAUCUAAACAAGGAACGAUAAGGAGAUGGGUAGGAAAGGGAAAUGGUUUUCAAGUGUGAAAAACGCUCUUCGCCCAGAGUCCAAGAAGAAGGAAGAGGAGAAAUUGAAGAAGAAAUGGUUUGGGCAGCAAGAAGAUUCGAAUUCCAAUUCAGUGUCUCCAGAUAUUGUCAUGGGACCUCCACCGCCGCUGCCGCCAUCCCCACCACCUGAAGAUGUGAGAUUAGUUGAGGUGGAUGAUGGAGAAAGCAAAUAUGCUUACUCUGCAGAGGUUGCCACUGCUGCUGUUUCAAAGGUUGCUGCUGCUGCUACUUCCCAGUCUGCUGUGAAGGUUGAUCAAGGUACCGUACUUCCAACAAUACCUCCUCAUUUUGUUGGAAAAACAAAGAAGGAAGUGGCAGCCAUCAGAAUUCAAACGGCAUUUCGAGGAUACUUGGCAAAAAGAGCACUGCGGGCUUUAAGAGGACUGAUCAGACUUAAAUCAUUGAUGGAAGGGUCUGUUGUUAAACGGCAAGCAGCAACAACCCUCAGAUGCAUGCAGACUCUAUCUCGGGUGCAAUCCCAGAUUCAGUCAAGGAGGAUCAGGAUGUCAGAAGAGAAUCAGGCUCUGCAGAGGCAACUCCUACAGAAACAUGCGAAAGAGCUUGUGAACCUCCGGAUUGGGGAGGAAUGGGAUGACAGCACGCAGUCGAAGGAACAAAUUGAAGCAAACCUACUUAGCAAGCAUGAAGCAUCAAUGAGAAGAGAAAGGUCACUGGCUUACUCGUUCUCUCAUCAGAAAACCUGGAAGAAUUCCUCAAAAUGUGUAAACCCAAUGUUCAUGGAUCCUACCAAUCCCAGCUGGGGUUGGAGCUGGUUAGAAAGAUGGAUGGCAGCCAGGCCUUGGGAAACUCGAAGCGCAAUAGAUAAAGAGCUCAACAAUGAUCAAGUAUCCAUGAAGAGUACCAAUCGCAGCAUCGUUGGAGGAGAAAUCAGCAAAUCUUAUCUUCGGCAUCAAUUGAACUCUGACAAACAAUCCCCAACUGCCAGUUACAAGCCAAGCCCAAAGGCAAAUCUUCAAUCACCUUCUACUCCUUCCAAGCCGGGUUCUUCCACAGUUACCAGAAAGUUAAAGCUAGCAAGUCCAAGGGAGAGUCUGGGUCCAGAUGAUGACUCUAAAAGCAUGAUAAGUGUCCAGUCAGACAGGUUUCGGAGGCACAGCAUUGCAGGGUCAUCUGUGCGAGAUGAUGAGAGCCUGGUAAGCUCCCCAGCAGUCCCAAGCUACAUGGUGCCAACUGAGUCUGCUAGAGCGAAGACCAAGUUACAAACCCCACUAGGAAUAGAUAAAAUUGGAACUCCAGAAAAAGGAUCAGUCGGGUCUGCAAAGAAACGUCUUUCUUAUCCACCUUCUCCUGCCAGACCAAGACGGCAUUCAGGUCAUCCGAAGGUGGAAGGCAGAGUAAAUGCAGAAAUAGUCGUGACAAAUGGAGGUGGCAGUUGAGUUCAUUUUCAUAGAAAAGGAAUGUGGAAGGAAAGCAAGUGCAGUUUGUAAAGCAAAGAUGAAAAAAGAAGAUGAAUACAACCAUUUGGUUUAUGAAUGAUGUACCAAACCGCUAUUGUUGAAAAGUUUUCUAUUCACGGUGCAGAACUGGUUGAAGUUGAUAUAUUGUUAUUUGUUCUA